Messenger RNA from Hylaeus anthracinus, 1852 nucleotides. RefSeq names its product lysophosphatidylcholine acyltransferase (gene LPCAT). The transcript is spliced from 10 exons. The coding region runs from base 173 to 1552 and encodes 459 amino acids. Gene Ontology annotation, molecular function: calcium ion binding. The record is from RefSeq and is a predicted model, not a curated record. Lineage: Eukaryota; Metazoa; Arthropoda; Insecta; Hymenoptera; Colletidae.
AUCAAUGCCCUCGAAUAGAAAGUCGACUACGUUUACCGCGAACAUAUGUAGUCAAGUUUCCCGCAAAGCUGAGAAAAUCAGUGAUUUUUAAACGACUUUCUGCUUGUCAUGUCUCUCCUUUUACUGCUUCAUAGUAACGCAUUGGCGACGAUUGCUGAAGCGGAAGUGCUUCAUGUUUCAGACGGCAUUCCUGACGGUAGCUCUUCUACCAUUCAGACUGGCUGCAAUUACGGCUCUGGUGAUCAUGGCCUGGCUCCUAGCUUGUCUAGGUCUCCUUGGAUUGUCCGAGGAAGAUCUCCGUCGAGCCCCUCUGAAAGGGUGGAGACGCAAAAUUGUGCCCUGGCUGUGCUUUAUGGGCCGACUGACUUACCAAGCAGGAGGAAUGCGAAUCGUUGUCCGCGGAAAGCAGGCCAGCAGGUCCGAGGCACCGAUCUUGGUGGUUGCGCCCCAUUCAACCUUCAUGGACGGUGGAAUUGUCUACAUAACUGGCUUCCCUUCGAUCAUCGUAAGACGAGAAUCGGGACUGAACCCGUUCAUCGGAAAACUUAUCAACUAUACGCAACCGGUCUACGUUUGGAGGGACGACCCUAAUUCACGACAGAAUACGAUCAAGGAAAUUAUCGAAAGGGCUACUUCGAAAGAGGAUUGGCCGCAGGUUAUGAUUUUCCCAGAAGGUACCUGUACAAAUCGAUCGUGCCUAAUUACUUUUAAAUCCGGAGCGUUCUAUCCUGGUGUACCUGUUCAACCUGUUUGCAUCAGGUAUCCUAAUAAAUUGGACACGGUCACGUGGACUUGGGAAGGUCCUGGAGCAUUAAAGUUAUUAUGGCUGACACUAACUCAACUGAAUAGCAGUUGCGAAAUAGAGUUCCUCCCUGUUUACAAGCCUAGCGAAGCUGAGAAAACGGAUCCUAAACUUUACGCAAAUAACGUGCGACGCCUUAUGGCAGAGGCCUUGCAGAUACCAGUAUCAGAUUACACGUACGACGACUGUCGAAUAAUUAGUAAAGCUCAUCAGCUGCACAUACCGCGUGCGUCUAUCAUCGUAGAGGCCCAUAAGCUUCGUAACAAACUUGGGUUGGUAGCGGCGAAGACCGAAGAAGAAAUCGUUCAGAAAAAAACGGAAAGGCUAAACGAGACCGUGAACUUGGAGGAGUUCGCGCAAAUACUCAGAAUCGAUGAAAAGGAGCCUGCUACCCAACAACUUUUCCGAAUACACGAUAGAAACGGAAAGGGUAAAAUAGACUUCGAGGAGUAUAUAUUCACAGUAUUAGCCACAGCGAAUGCAAACACAGAAUUAGACAAAAUCGAGACGGCGUUUGAAGUUUGCGGUACAAAAUCGUUAUCGUGCAUCGGUAAAAUGGAACUGAGGAAAGCGUUGAAACUGUCGUUAGAUGUACCAUCGGAAGAGUCGGAUAAGAUCUUUCAGCACGCGAAGAUUGAUCCUUCCGACACGUCAGUUAAUUUUGAAUUUGUCCUGGCCGCAAUAGCAGCGCGAGCAGAGUAUGCUCAUAUAUUUACAGCGAACAGUGAAACGAGGAAAAAGAAUAUUUGAGAGUAUUUAAUCGACUCGUUCCAUGCUCAUCGAAGAUAUAGGACACAUCGCGUUUGUAGCAGGCCGCUUCUCAACCAAACUUGCGUCAGUCCUGUCUAACUUUGUUCCACUCUUGCUGAUAUUAAUACUGUUUCAACGAAUAGAUAGCCAUUUUUUUUUUUAGUAUUAUAUCGUUGACGAAGCAAGAUGUCGUCUUCGUGAGAAUUAAGAGAAAAACGGAACGAGAAGAUUGCUGCAUAGUAUGUUAAGGAUUGUAUUAAAUAAAUGAGUUGAUUUGUCUAGCGUUCGCGUGGACGCAGA